AUGUGUCGGUAUAAGAAGGAAAACAUUACCUUAGGGGAGAAGUUGGAGACAUUUGUACUCAUUGCUUUGACAGCUGGAAGUCAAGAGAUGAACAGGAAAGAAAACCACGGAAAUUCAAGACAAUUGAAAUAUAAAGAACAGAAGUACAAAAAUGUGCUACGAAAGAAUCAAUCAUCCCAUGUAUCAGUAAAAGAAAUGAAGAAAUAUGAAAUAUUCUCCGCACUCUUGAAAGAAGAGAGAACAGAAGAUUACCCUCAAGGAAAUAUAAUUCAACAACAUAUAGUUGCCCCAGAACCAAUUUCCCAUGAGAAGAAAGAGAAAUCGAAGAGGGAAGAGGAACAAAUUCAUGUUUGUCCAGGAGACAGGAAAGGCCGACACUUUUUGUAUAAUAGAACAGAACCACAGGAUGAUGAGGUGACAAGAUUUCUUACUCAGCUAAGAGAAAAGCUUGGAUGGCCAACUGUAUUAUGGAACCAGAGUCUGAAAUAUAAUUGUCCUGAGGUUUUGGUUCAGAAUGAUCUAAAGGCACCUUUGAAAGAUGAUUGUGUAUUUGUGUAUUGCCUUCCCCGAGUUAGUAAUAAAGGCUUUUGCAAUCCAUAUGAUCUUCGGAUAGUCUCUGCCCAUACAGCUAGGAAAUGCAAAGAAUUUUGGACUGUCUCUGCUUCAUUUAUUUCAAAGGUAAUUACUAAAACAGGCAUCAACAUAGAAGACGUGGAGCUCAUACCUGCUUUAGAAUGGCUAUCAGAGAGACAACAGUACUAUUUCUUACAGCAGUUUAAAGUAUUUUCCAAUUUUCGAAUUAAUAAGGCUUUUGUUACCUGGAAAGUGAAUGUUAGGAGAAUUAAGACAGAGACGAGCAAGAUAUUUUUGUAUAAACAUCUCUUUUUCGCUGAUGAGUUUUUCCAAGACUGUUUACUACAUAUAAAGGGACUUUGUGAAGAUGCAAUGAAUUUCAAUAAUAAUAAAAAACGUAAGGAUAAGCCACCCGUGGUGUGUUUUGUGAAGCUGGAUCGUUCUCAAACAUACUCUCUUGAUGAAUUUUAUGAAGAACAGUUGCAGCAAGGUGUGCGGGCUCUGAAACAACUGGAGGUCAUCAAGGAUAAAUCAAUUUUAAAGAUAAAAAGCACAAUCUUAAAGGUUUCAGAGAAGAAAGACAUAAAAGAAUAUUUUGAGGAAAAGCUGUCCACUCUUGACACAUCACAUUUCAAGCUGCCUAAGCUUCGGCGCUUAUUAGAAACAAACCGGAGGUUUUUGGUCCUGGUUGACUACAUAUUUCAGGAGCUCAUUCGUCAGCUUACGAACAUUGCAGUCACUCAACUUUUGGAAUUAUUCAGUAAUUCUGAUAGAGUGCCUUUCUCAGUGGAAAAAAAGAAUGAAAAUCUCAUCAGAGCAUUGAAAAAUGACUUUUAUUCCUCCACAAUAAAGAUGACAAAUAGUGAAGAACUCUUUGAUUCAAAUUCUGUUCAAGAAUUAGGAGUGAAGGUAGAUACUGAUAUUAACAAGAUUGUGAGUAGCAGUAAAGUAGAGAAGGAUUUGAGAAAGAUGUGUGCACCAGUAUUUGAAGUAAAUCUGUGCUUGAGAAUUCCUGAGAGUGAUUCUUCAGAAAAUGUUGCAGAGAAUGUUGACGGAUUUGACCACUGUAUGAUAUGUGAAGAUGAUGAAAUGUCAGAAGAAGGAGAAAAUGUAGUCAAAAGUUGUUCAAGUGCAGACCUGCUCCUAGAAGCCAAUAAACUUAAAACACUUGAUGCCAGCCUUGAACCUGCUCCUUCAGACACCGAUGUCACAACAGCAUAUGAGAAUAAACACAUGUAUGAAGUUCCGGAAUUUCCUACAAAUCUCUUUAUACAGCCUAACCGAUUGGAGUUUUCAAUAAAAAUUCAAAAUUUGAUAGCUAAUAUUGAAAAUUGUAUAACUUCAAUUACCCCUUUUCACCAAGAUCCUCGCCUGUCUAACUUUACUGACAUAAUUUCAAUUAUGGAAUCACCUAAUGUCAAAAGUACUAUGAACUUAAAGGAGACCAACUGGCCAGAUUCUCAGAUUCUUUUUGAAACAGAUCCUGUCUAUCAAAAUAAAAUUGUGAGUCUCCUGACUAUUAUCGGUAAUUCAAUGGGCCUAGUUAGCAUUUACAGCUUCAAGUUUCUAAAAUUUUGCACCAUGGUAGAGAAGGCCAAAAUCAUGAAUAUGAAAAUAUCAUCUGUUAGACAUUUAAAUUCUACAGAGUUUAAAAUUGUACUGCAUAAAUUCAGAACCUACUUUCGACAUAUCGUAACUAUGGCUAUUGAAAAACGCAUUGGUAUUUUCAACGUUGUUAGUUUGAAUUUUCAGUCAGAAUGCUUACCAUAUGUUGACAAUGUCAUACACACAAGCAGUAACCUCUUAAGAUCUGUUAUUGAGAAAAAGAAUGCAAAUCUCUUGGAAGUUGUGGAAUCAUCAUUACAAAAGCUAGACCGAGAUCCCACCGAAAUAGAAGAAUUUGUGGACCACUUCACUUUCUUGGAGGAAAUGUCCUUAGAAAUAUCUAAAUUAGAAAAAGAGUACUUGACAAUUUCUCAGCUAUAUUCUGUUGUGAAGUAUCACCAAAUUGAUAUUACAGAAGAACAAAAAGCCCUAUCUAAACUUCUUUCUAUGAAGUUUGCCCAACUGAAAACAUCUCUGAAGCUGAGCGCAACAAACAGAUACUCAACAGUCAACAAGUUCAGGAACAACUUGGAAGCGUACAUCACUGGUUUACGGGUGGAUGUGAGUGAUUUAAAAGCUAAAAUAAGAACCCCGGUGCUGCUGUGCGCGCGCACCCGGGCGGCCACGGCCAUGGAGAUGAUCCAGGGCCUCUCGGAGGAGGCCGCGGGUCUGGCCCACAAGGCUCAGCUGUACUCGAGCUACCAGGACCACUUCGAGGACGGCCAGUCGCACAUGCUCUGUCUGAACGUGGAGGAGCUUACCCGCAUCGUGCUCUCGGAGGUGGCGGACAUCGACUGGGACCUGACGCUGAGGAGAAUUCUGUGGGAGUCGCACGAAGAGUGGCUGACGCUCUUCCGGGAGUGGAGGAAAUACUCCCUCCAGAGCAUCGAUGUGGAACUGGUACAGAGAACGGUGUCCAAGUGGCUGCACAUCCUCCUCGUUCUAGAAAAAGGUUUACCUAAAAACGACAUAGUGCCACACCUGAAGCAAUCUGUGACAGAUUUUAAACAAGAGCUGCCAAUCAUCAUAGCUCUGGGGAACCCGUGUCUGAAGCCCCGGCACUGGGAGGCUCUGCAGGAGGUGGUGGGGAGGUCCCUGGAUAAAAACUGCACCGUGGAGAACGUGCUAGCCCUCAAGAUGUUUCAGUAUGAAAGUGAAAUAAAUGAAAUAUCAACCUCAGCAACUAAUGAAGCUGCUCUUGAAAAGAUGCUGUAUAAGAUCAUUGAUCUUUGGAACACAACACCUCUGCAUUUAGUGAUGCACCACUCAGAGACUUACUCAAUCUUGGUAAUCUCAUCUGUGGAAGAUAUUCUAGCUCAGCUAGAAGAAUCUCAAGUCAUUCUUGCAACAAUUAAAGGAUCUCCCUAUCUUGAACCAAUUAAGGAUCUUGUACGUAAAUGGGACAAAAAUUUAAAUCUCUUUUCUUAUACUCUUGGAGAAUGGGUGAAUUGUCAAAGAAGCUGGCUUUACCUUGAACCAAUCUUUCAUUCUGUAGAAAUACAAAGGCAGCUCCCAGCAGAAACAAAGCACUUCUCCAUGGUGAUCUCCAUGUGGAAGGAAUUAAUGUCAAAAGUGCAGAACAAGCUAGAGGCCUUGCGAAUAACCACUUCCGCAGGAGUCCUGGAGGUGCUGCAGAACUGCAAUAUGCAUCUUGAGACUAUAAAGAAAAGUCUGGAGGAUUACCUUGAAGUUAAAAGAAUGAUUUUCCCAAGGUUUUACUUUCUCAGCAAUGCUGAGCUUCUCGAUAUACUGGCUGACAGCAGGAAUCCUGAGUCUGUGCAGCCUCAUCUUGUGAAAUGUUUUGAAAAUAUAAAACAAGUAUUGAUCUGGAAAGAAGAAAUCGGACCCCCUGCUGUAAAAAUGCUCAUAUCUGCAGAAGGAGAGGGUCUUCUGCUGCCCAAGAAAAUCCGCGUAAGAAGUGCUGUGGAACAAUGGCUGUUAAAUGUAGAGAAAAGCAUGUUCGAUGUGGUGAAAAAGUUUGUGAGUCAAGGGGUUGAAGACUGGAUGCAGCAGGAUUUUUCCCUGUGGGCGGUGUCUCAUCCAGGACAGGUGGUGCUCACGGUGGGCCAGAUCAUGUUUCAUAAUGAUUGUAUCAGAAGCUUUGUGAGUUCUAAUCCAAGAGAAGAGUUGGAGAAAGUCCAUGUUGCUGUGAUUUGGCAUCUGAAAGAAGUUGCAGAGCUGAUUGGGUUGAAUACUAGUAAUUCUCGAACAAAAACUGUGCUGGAAGCAUUGCUUACCCACUACGUUCACAGCAGAGAUAUUGUGAUGGAUUUACUACUUAAAAAUAUAUUCAAUGCAGAGGAUUUUGAGUGGUCAAGACAUUUGCAGUAUAAAUGGAAUGAAAAACAAAAGCUGUGUUACAUUAUGCAAGGCAACACCAGUUUUACUUAUGGAUACGAGUACUUGGGGUGUACCCCAAGGCUGGUCAUCACACCCCUCACGGACAGGUGCUGGCUGACAUUCUUGGGAGCACUGAGCCUGAACCUAGGUGGCUGCACUGCUGGCCCUGCUGGAACAGGAAAAACGGAAACUGUUAAAGAUCUGGCUAAGGCCUUAGGUAAACACUGUGUAGUGUUCAGCUGUUUUGAAGACUUGGAUUAUAAGGUACUGGGAAAAUUCUUCUUUGGCUUGGUUCAGUCAGGAGCCUGGUGCUGUUUUGAUGAAUUCAACCUAAUUGAUGUGGAAGUCCUCUCCGUCAUUGCCUCUCAGAUCCUGGAAAUCAAGGCAGCAAAAGACAACUAUUCCAUCAGAUUUGUGCUGGAUGGAAGAGAAAUACGCAUGAACAUGUCCUGUGCAGUGUUUAUCACCAUGAACCCUAGGUAUGGUGGUCGAGUGGAGCUCCCAGACAACCUAAAAUCAUUGUUCCGCCCUAUAAUAAUGAUGACACCUAACUUCCAAAUGAUUACUGAAGUAAUACUAUUUUCAUUUGGCUUCAAGUCUGCAAAAGUACUCUCUGGGAAGGUAGUUCAUCUUUAUGAGUUAGCUAGCAAGCAGCUUUCACAGCAGGAUCAUUAUGAUUUUGGCAUGAGAUCUUUGAAGACAGUUUUAAUAAUGGCAGAAAAGAAGAAGCAGGAAUUUAAACGGGAUAGUUGCAGCAGUCUUUGUGAAGCCGAGGAAACCGUGGUCAUGAUCAAAGCCAUCAGAGAAGGCAGUCUAUCAAAGUUUCCUCCUGAAGACGUCCCACUUUUCGAAAAGAUUAUAGCAGAUAUUUUUCCUGAAGUGAAAGUUUCGAAAGAAAGCCACUCUAGCUUGGAGAAAGCAAUAAGCAUUUCAACGAAACUAUUAGGCUUUCAACACUGGCCACCUCAGAAAGAGAAGAUCAUACAGUUUUAUUUUCAACUACAGGCUUGCAUGGGUGUGAUGUUAGUGGGUCCAACAGGUGGAGGAAAGACAGCAGCCAGAAAAAUUUUAGAAAAAGUAUUAAUAUUAUUACCAAUUAUAGACACCUUAUCAAUCACAGAGAGGCGAUCUACUUCAAAGAUUCCAGGAAGAAAAGGAAAAGUAGAUAUUUGUGUUUUAAAUCCAAAGUGUAUUACUCUUGGUGAGCUAUUUGGACAACUAGAUCCUAACACUAUGGAAUGGACUGAUGGGUUAUUAACAGCAGCAAUUCGAAGUUAUGUGUGUUUGAAUAGUGAAAGCUACUCAAAAAAUGAUGGUGGUCCUGAACUAAAGUCAAAAACCUUAUCAGUUUUCCAACUUGACUCCUCUGAUACAACAGAUACUGAUAAGUUUGUGAAUAAUACAGAGAAAAAUGUUAAAAUUAGAGAAGAUCACAAUCUUGAUUGGAAGUGGGUUGUCUUUGAUGGCCCAGUAGACAUCUUGUGGGUGGAGACCCUGAACUCGGUGUUGGAUGAUACAAGGACACUGUGCCUGGCAAAUAGUGAGAGAAUUGCAUUGACUAACACAGUGCGUCUGAUAUUUGAAGUGGACACUCUCUCCAAAGCCAGUCCUGCUACCAUAAGCCGGUGUGCGAUGGUAUACAUGGACCCUGUUGACCUGGGAUGGGAGCCUUAUGUUCAGACAUGGCUUUCGAAAACUUCUAAUAUUAUGAGUCAAUCAGGAGUGAACUGUCUUGAAUUAUUGAUUAAAAAAAGUGUCCCAGAGGGUCUGCAAUUUAUAAAGAAAUUUCAGAAAUUCCAGCCCUUCCCUGUGCACAGCAUAACAGCCGUUACAACCCUAUGCAGAAUUCUUGAUUCUUUCUUUGAAUUCAUGAGUGCAAAAGGAGGCUUUGGACAAGGUGAUAAGAAUUACAAGAAUGACACUCCAGCUGAGGAGCCAAAAGCUCCCAAAAUCAAAUUCAAGGAUGAGAGGAGAAGCAGCUAUUCCACGGAUGAAAGUACAUGGUUUCUGGAGAAAAAUCCAGAUAAAUUAGCAAUAAUGCUCCAAAAGCUUUUUGUAUUUGCAUUUACCUGGGCCUUUGGAGGAGCUUUAAAACGUGAAGAUGAACAUGAACACGAUGUAAUAUUUCAUUCAACAUUUGGAAAUAAUUCACUUGCAGAAGUAACCUAUAAUUUUGAUAGCCUUGUUCGUGAAAUAUUUGAACACGAUUCACAUAGAGGUAUCAAUCUACCAAUUGGCGACCGGUCUAUCUUUGGAUAUUUUGUCGAUAUACAGCAAUGUGAAUUUGUACCUUGGUCAGAGUUAGUUCCUAGUGCUCAUACACUAAUUCAUAAAGGGACAUCACUGCUGAGUGACCUCCAAGGAGCUGGUGAGAACAUCCUGAUGGAGUACGGAGGGUGGAUUAACCAUACCGCCACCAGGGACACCACCUGCCUCACGUUCCUCAUGAGCCUGCUCCUGAGGAGCUCCAGCCCUGUGCUGCUCAUAGGCGAGUCUGGUGUUGGGAAAACGGCGACCAUUAACCAAAUGCUUGAGAAGUUAGAAGUCCCAGGAGCACUGGAUAUCAAAUAUGGGUCCAUCUUAGGAGAUGUCCUAUUAUAUAAUGAAAUUAAAAAGUCAAGGUUUCUAAAGCAAAAUCUCAGCAUCCUGAUCUCCAAGACUCACAAGAAGGAGGGCGGAAGCCCAGAUGCUACCACUAAGAAGCUCGAAGGUAGCCCUGAUGACAGUUCACUUAAAGGAAUUACAGCAACCACAAUAAACUUCAGCGGCAGUCUCACAGCCACCAAAAUCAAGGAGAUGAUUCUUAAGAAAUUAGUAAGAAGAAAGAAAGAUACCCUCGGAGCCCCUAAGAACAACAAGGUUGUAGUGUUUAUUGAUGACAUGAACACGCCAGCAGCAGACCCAGGCGGGGGGGCACAGCCGCCCCUGGAGCUGAUCAGACAGCUGCUGGACAUGGGAGGGGUUUACGAUACCGAGCAGAACACGUGGAAGACUAUUCAAGAUCUUUCCAUAAUUGCUUCCUGUGUCCCUGCAUUUGGUAGGAGUGACAUUAGUCCACGCCUCCUCAAACACUUCUCCAUGCUGGUGUUGCCUCACCCCCCACAAAAUGCCUUACUUACGAUUUUCCAGGCUCAUUUGGGAAUCUAUUUCUCCAACAAUGGCUUUGUGCCUGACAUUCAGAGAUGUAGGGAACAGAUGGCAUCUUGCUCCCUGGCUGUGUACUACUUUGUGUGUAAGACUAUGUUACCAACGCCAGCAAAAUGCCACUACACGUUCAACCUUCGAGACAUGUUUAAGCUUCUCCUAGGAUUGCUGCAAGCUGACAAGAAUGUCAUCAUCAGCCCAGAGAUGGCCGCAAGGUUCUUCAUUCACGAAGCCACCCGAGUAUUUCAUGAUCGCUUAAUCGAAGCCACUGAAAAAUGCCUCUUCCAUCAGGCUCUUUCAAAGGAACUCGAGAACUAUUUUCAGAUUGAGUGGAAUUACCAAAAGCUAAUGGAUGACUCAACUAUAUUCGUGGACUUCUUGGAUAUCAACAAGCCUCACAGAAAAAAGGCCUAUCAGAAUACCAAUGACUAUGGGAAACUUGCCAGUGUGCUUAAUGAUUUCCAAAUGAAGUUAAGUUCUACGCCUUUGGAGGUCUCUCACCCCACGGUGUUUUUCAAGGAAGCCAUUGAACACAUUGCAAGAGUUACAAGAGUGCUCAGACAGCCAGGGAGCCACAUGCUCCUGAUUGGAAUUGAUGGGUGUGGAAAAGAAAUGUGUGCAACCUUAGCUUGUUACUUGGAAGAGCACAAACUGUGCCAUGUGCCUGCACCUUACCUGGGUGCCUACGUGGAAUUCAAGGAAAUGUUUAAGAAAGUGUUCAUCCAGACGGGGCUGGAAGGGGACCCUACCAUGCUGAUGCUCGCCCCGCUGCACCUAGAGCACGAAUCAUUUUUGGAAGAUUUGAACUAUAUUAUCAAUUUGGGGAAGAUACCUGACUUGUUUGAAAGUGAGGAGCUGGAUUCCAUCACAGUGAGGAUUAGGUGUUAUGUUGAACAGUUUGGCUUUGUAGAUGACAGACGGACUUUACUUUCAUUCUUCCAAAAGAGACUAUUUAAAAACCUGCACAUCUGCCUGGUCAUGAGUCCUGCAGGAUCUCAGUUUCGCCAGACCUGCCGACGGUAUCCGGCCAUGGUUAACUCGUGUACCAUCGACUGGUACCAGAGGUGGCCUGAAGAAGCUCUCCUUCUGGUGGCCAACUCUUACCUAAGGGAGAAAGUGAACUUAAAGCACAGACAGCACUUAAGAGAAAGAUUUGCCCUAACGUGUGUCCAGAUCCACAAAAGUGUAAGAGACUUGAGCACACAAUACCUUGAAGAAACUAAAAGGCACUACUAUAUCACUCCUAGUAGCUAUUUACAGUUCAUGGAAACAUUUGUACAUAUUUUGAGGUCACAAGAAGAGGAGAUGGAAAGAAAGAGGAAGCGUUUCUCUGUGGGUCUGUCUAAGAUCCUGGAAGCAACCUCACUAGUUAAAGAUAUGCAGGAGGAACUCUUGAUUAUUGGCCCUCAAAUAGAGCAAAAAACAAAGGAAACAGAAACCCUAAUGGAAAAACUACAGAAAGAUUCACAAGUAGUUGAAAAAGUUCAGAUGCUUGUUAAACAGGAUGAAGAAAUUAUGUCUGAAGAAGUAAGGAUUGUGGAAGAUUAUGCUCAGAAAACUGCCAAUGAGCUAAGAAGUGUGAUGCCAAUCUUAGAAAAGGCUGUUGAGGCUCUAAAUUCAUUGGAUAAAGCUGAUGUUGCUGAGUUAAGGGUGUACACACGCCCACCCUUCCUCGUACUAACUGUCAUGAAUGCAGUGUGCAUCCUGCUUCAGAAGAAGCCCAACUGGGCCACAGCAAAGCUGCUGCUCUCAGAGACUGGUUUCCUGAGGAGACUGACUAACCUGGACAAGGACAGCAUUCCUGAUAAGGUUUUUCUGAGACUGAAGAAGAUUUUAAGCCUUCCUGAUUUCAACCCAAGCAAGGUCGCCCUGGUCUCCAUGGCUUGCUGCUCCAUAUGCCAGUGGGUCAUAGCUCUGAACCACUACCACGAGGUGCAGAAGGUAGUGGGCCCUAAACAAAUCCAAGUCGCUGAGGCGCAAAAUGUCCUUAGAAUUGCAAGGCAAAGACUGGCUGAAAAACAAAAAGGUGUACAGCUGGUGGAAGAACAUUUGCAGGCUUUGCAGGCAUCCUACAAAGACACUGUCGCUGAACAAGAGCUCUUAGCGAACCGAAGAACACUGGCCACCAGGCGCUUGCAGUGUGCGGCUGUCCUCCUGAGCGUGCUGGGGGAGGAGAAGAUACGAUGGCAGGAAACGAUUGAGCAGAUUGACUGCAAGCUGGAAGGGACUCUGGGGGACACGCUUCUGGCCUCAGCAUGCAUUGUCUACAGCGGGGCCUUGACACCCGAGUUCCGGCAGCUGAUCAUCAGUAAAUGGGAGAGUUUCAGCAUUGAAAACAACAUCUCCAUUUCUUCCAAGUUCUCCUUACCGGACGUGAUGGCACAAAAGAAUGAGGUCCGCCUGUGGCACAGCCAGGGCCUGCCCCUCGGGCAGCACGCGGCCGAGAACGCCGUCCUGAUCCUGCACAGCCUGCGCUGGCCGCUGCUGAUGGACCCGCACCGGCAGGCCGGCGCCUGGAUCCACGCGCUGGAGGGCGAGCGCCUGCAGACACUCUCGGCGCUGGACAGCUCGCACAUGCGCAAUCUGAAACAGGCCAUCAGCACGGGCGGCAGCGUGCUCCUGCAGGACGUGCCCGAGGCGAUGUCGGUCGGCCUGAAGGCCGUGCUGAAGAAGGACGUGUACCAGAGGAGGGGGCAGGACUUCAUCCGCAUGGACGGCUCCGACAUAGAGUACAACAUGAAGUUCAAGCUGUACCUCUCCACAGACAAGGAGAACCCGCACUUCCUGCCGGCCGUGGGGAACCUGGUGACGCUGGUGAACUUCUCGCUGACGUUCCGCAGCCUGCAGGACCAGCUCCUGUCGGCCGUGGUGAGCCACAAGAGCCCGUGGCUGGAGGAGCGGCGCGGCCGGCUGCUGGAGAGCGUGGCGGCCGACGCUGGAGCGCUGGAGGAGCUGGAGGAGCGCACGCUGCGCCUGCUGCGCGAGGCCCAGGGGUGCAUAUUAGAUAAUGAAGAGAUUGUAGAUAUUUUAAAAAAGUGUAAAAUGACAUCAAACGAAAUUUCAAAACGCAUCAAAGCAACGGAAAAGGCGGAGAGUGAACUCAAAGCAGCCCGUGAGCAGUACCUGCCCAUUGCCACGCGGGGAACCCUGCUCUACUUCCUGGUAGCCGACCUCGCCCGGCUCAACUACAUGUACCAGUUCUCCCUGUCCUGGUUUCGGGAGGUGUUUGUUUCUUCGGUAACUUCCAAAAGGGAAGAACAAGAAAUUGAUGUGAAACAGGAGACAGUGCCUCCGGAUCCAGUUCAUGGGAUCACAAGUCUAACAACACUGCCUGACGUGGAACACAGGAACAGUAGCAUAUACAAGCAUAUCAAACACACAAUGGAUGCGUUGACAAGAAACGUGUUUAAGGUUGUUUCUUCCACUUUGUUUAAUCAACAUAAACUCUGCUUCUCCUUCUCACUGUGUACUACGAUCAUGAAAAAUAACGCUGAUGGAAACUGGAUGAGCGAUCUCGGGUCUCUGCCAGAGGAGGAAUGGAACAUCUUUUUAUAUUCUGGCAUAUUGAUAGACAUUAAAAGUAUAUUGCCCACACCUGGACUUGACAGUAAACGUGUUGAGACCUGUAAAACCCAACAUCUUCAGUGGCUGACCCCCUCCAGAUGGAAGCAGUGCCAGUAUGUCAGCCAUCACCUGGGGGCCUUUGCGCUGCUCUGCCGGUCCCUCCUGUCAGAUGCCCCGCAGUGGGAGGCCUUCAGGAAGAGCAGGACGGUGUACUCGCUGCUUAGCAUGCCCUUCUCCUCAAAGGAUGGCUCAUCCCAGGAAAGUACCUCCCCGCCUGCGUCCACAGAGCCGCUCGGCGACGGCGAGGAGCUGCGGGAGCCCUCCCGCUUCCCCUGGGAGGAGCUGACGCCCUUCCAAAGACUCAUCCUGAUAAAGAUUCUUAGGCCCGAACACUUGAAGAAUUCAGUGAGAAGCUUUAUCAGUGACCACAUGGGACCAGAAUAUAUCCCCAGAGCCACAGUGAGUCUGAAGGAAUCCUACGACGACUCCACGUCCCGCAGCCCGCUGCUCCUGAUCCACCCCUCCGGGACAGACCCGGCCGGCAUGCUCCUGAGGUUUGCGCUGGAGUUGAAAGGAACCACGAGCCACGUGACCAUGAUUUCCUUGGGCCGAGGCCAGGCCGCCAAGGCAGAAGAUCUCAUCUCCAAGGCACUGGGCAAGAAGCAGCAGUGGGUCUUCCUGCAGAACUGCCACCUGGCCGCCUCCUUUAUGCCCAGACUCUGCGCGGUAGUGCAAUCAUUUAAUAGGCCAGAGGUGUCAGUAGACCCUGACUUUAGGCUGUGGUUAAGCUCAAAGUCAGUCAGUACAUUCCCAGUUUCUAUUCUUCAAAAAAGUGUGAAGAUCGCCAUGGAGCCUCCUCAGGGACUGAAGAGCCAUUUACUACAGAUGUUCGGGAGCGGUGGAAGUGGAGUGGUGACGGAAGAGACACUUGAAAACCCUGACUGUGGACCAGCGUGGAAAACACUUCUCUUUAGCCUGUGCUUUUUCAAUGCUGUGAUUAAAGAAAGGAGCAACUAUGGAACGCUGGGGUGGAAUAUCCCCUAUAAAUUCAGCUCCUCGGACUUCGAGGUGUCGGUGAAGGUGCUGGACAAGGCCCUGAGCAAGCAGGCCGCCGCCGUGCCCUGGCAGGCCCUGCGCUACAUGAUCGGAGAGGUGACCUACGGCGGCCGGGUGUCGGACGUGUGGGACAGCCGGUGCCUCCACACGCUGCUCUACAAGUUCUGCAAUCCUGAUGUGCUCAAGGCUGGCUAUGAGGUGAGAAGAGAGGCGCCGUGCCCGCCUGUGCCUGGCUCCGGAAGCUUCCAGGACUAUGUGCAGCUUGUCCGGGCCCUGCCUGAGGAGGACAGCCCCGAGGUGCUGGCCAUCCACCCGGAGGCUGCCAGGAGCUGCAGGGAGGCGGAGGCCCAGCGGCUGGUGGACAGCCUGAUGGCCCUGCGGCCCAGGGCAGCCACCCUCACGCUCAUGGUCAGUCCCGGGCAGAGCAACGAGGACCUGGUGCUGGAAAUCGUGGCCAACUUGCUGGCCCAGCUGCCACUGGGAGUGGAGGCGGAGGUCCCUCAGGAGUCCAAGCCCACCACCCUGAGAGGCCUCCUGGCCAGCUCCAUCUGGCAGAAGCUCUACACCAGCAUUCAAGGCCAUGACCCCCUCAUCCACUGCGCCCUGAUAACCUUCCUAAACCAAGAAAUACAAAGGUUUGACAAGUUGCUGCUGGUGGUGCGCCAGUCACUGAAGGACGUCCAGCGUGCGGUGAAGGGAGAGCAGGUGCUCACGCAGGACAUGGAGGAGGCCUACGACUGCUUGCUCAGCAUGAAAGUGCCCACCCUGUGGCAGAAGCAUGCUUACAAAUCCUGCCGGCCACUGAGCUCCUGGGUCAGCGACCUCAUGGAGAGACUGCGCUUCUUCAACACCUGGGCCAAGAUGGCCUCCACCGCCAUCUACCGCAG
This is a messenger RNA of Dipodomys spectabilis (banner-tailed kangaroo rat), 13169 nucleotides long. It is a transcript of the gene Dnah14, whose product is annotated as dynein axonemal heavy chain 14. Gene Ontology annotation, cellular component: dynein complex. NCBI's taxonomy places the organism in Eukaryota, Metazoa, Chordata, Mammalia, Rodentia, Heteromyidae. Gene Ontology annotation, molecular function: ATP hydrolysis activity; dynein light intermediate chain binding; ATP binding. The record is from RefSeq and is a predicted model, not a curated record. Gene Ontology annotation, biological process: microtubule-based movement.